Molecule: messenger RNA, 881 nt
Organism: Camellia sinensis
Lineage: Eukaryota; Viridiplantae; Streptophyta; Magnoliopsida; Ericales; Theaceae
Source: RefSeq, a predicted model, not a curated record
AUUUUUGCUCAAUUAUUGAUGAAGAGUGAAACCUGUAAAAAGUUUAUGCCAUACUGUUAGUUUAAAUACCUCGUAAACAAUGUCAUAGAGUGGUCCGGAAGAUCCCAUAUCUACUUACCAGUGUUCAUUAUUGGAAGGCAAAACAUGGAAGGGACGUUUCAUAGGUGAAAUGAAACCACAUUCACGUGGACUGGUCUCCCAUAUUUCCACCAAGUUCAGUCCAACCAUCUCUCUAUCUCUCUCUUGCUUUGUCACUCUCUCUCACACUAACACUUUUACUGCAUAUAAGCAAGCCAGCAUUCUAAGAAAAGGCACUGAGUUUUCACAAAAGAAAGAAGAAAGAGACACGCACAAACACACAAUUGAAGCCAUGGCUAAGCUUAGAAUUAGUGGUAAGAAAAAGAACAGCAUUGUGAAGCUCAAGAUUAUCAUAGAGAAGCUUCAAAAGAGCCUUUUAUUGGCCAAAAAACCAGCCAAUAUCGACAACAUUGAAGAUGCUAGUGACUCGACCAACGUGCCUGAAGAUGUGAAAGAAGGGCACUUUGCAGUGAUAGCAGUGAAUGAUGACGAACCUAAGAGGUUCGUCAUUCCACUCAGCUAUCUAGCGCAUCCUUCUAUCUUGAGGCUCUUGGAAGAAGCAGCUGAGGAGUAUGGGUUUGAUCAUGAGGGUGUACUCACGCUUCCUUGCCGGCCAAGCAAGUUCGAGCAAAUACUGUCGGGAGACUAACUCCCGAUCGAGUUUAGAGUGAAGAUAUUUUUGGUAUUUCCAUAUUUAUGACAUAUUGUCUUUAUUAUCUCUUGUAUAACUUUUUUUUCCUUUUUAUUAUAAUAAAACCGCAGUGAUGUUGGAUUUACAUUUAAUUUUGGGGUGAAUUACUUAA